UCCACAUUCCAACACUUACAAGAAUACCACGGAGACGCCGAAUCGAAGAAUUACACACAUUUUAUCCCCAUCCUAACAUCAAAAUUAAUUUGCUUGAGCCACAAACAAAUAAUGGGUAAAGAAAAAGCUGGCAAAUCGUUUAAUAUAGGUGAUCUAGUGUUUGCCAAAGUCAAAGGCUAUCCGGCAUGGCCGGCAAAGAUCACAAAGUUUAACAACAAAAAGUAUAAUGUUUACUUUUAUGGAACUGGCGAGACCGCCAAUAUUAAAGUGGAAGAUCUGUUCACAUAUGUAGGCAAUAAGGAGAAAUUCGCAACCGAAAAGAAUAUGAAGCGGGCAAAGUUUAGUGAUGCUAUUGAUCAAAUACAAAGUGCAUUGGCCGGCGAGGACUCGGCGCCGAUUGAUUUACCAAAUUCCGAUAAAGUGAAAUCCACCACUUCUACUACUAGUACCCCUACCCCUACCACUUCUACUACCACUACUACUACCACUGAGACAGAUGAGACAGCCACCCCCCCUAACCAACCCCCUUCGACAACGACUUCUUCAACAGCAUCGACAGCAACAAAUUCUAAUCAAAGCGAUGCUGCUGGCUCGAGUAAUGAACAAAAACGUCGUGCUCCCAAAAAGAAGGCAGAGGCCGCAGAGUUGAUCGAUGAUGAUGUUCAACAUGUUGAUGUUGAUACGGAAGAUGAUAGUACAUUGGAUGCCUCCGAUAUAGGACCACCGUACAAGAGACGCGUACCACCAGAGGGUAUACAAUCUCCGGUUAUUUCAUUAUCUUCAACUACAACCAAUACAACAUCAGCCAGUUCUGCGUCUACAGUUAAUAAUGUCAAGAAAUCGGCUAAGAAAUCCAAACCGACCGCUGCUGUGACACCUAUGCAAAAACGUGUACGUCCAAUGCCCAACAUCCAAAACAAUUUGCUUAUGGUUUAUAUGCCAACGGCUCGGUGUUUGGGCAUUGAUAUCAACUACAAAAAACCAGAGAAAUUUGAAAGUGCCGCAGCGGAACAAGCCUGGAUGGAUAAAUCCCGCAAAGAGGCGGCAGAUCUGAAAUUGAAACUCGAAUCGGGUCAAAUUGAACCGGAAUCCAUGCCCGAUCGCAUUGUAAUUGAACCGAUGCGCAAUGAGAUACCCAAACAGGAAGCCGUGCGAUUUAUUGAAGAGCUAAUCGAACACGAAGAUGCAUUGUUCAUGGAACGUGAUUUUAUUCAAUUGUCACAGCAAUUGCGUGAAUGUUUGGGCUUGCGACGAGCCAAUGUUGGCAAAUGUUUGGAAAUACUUGAAGAAUUCAAUCAAGUCGGUUUGACCAAAUUGAUGCUUUUGCGUAAUCCAGAAUGUGUGGACAUUAUGCGACGAUUGCGACGAUAUGUGGGCAAUUUGGAAUUGUGGAAAAUGGACUAUCAUGAUGAAAUUGAAUUCAAAGAGAAGGCUCAAAUAAUACGUAAAGUAUCAUCAGAGAUCUAUGAGGGCUUUAAGAAGCUAUUUAAGGGAACAGAGCCCGAAACUGAAGAUAACUUUUGGAUUGAUUUCUGCGAGAAAGUUAAAAUCUACAAGACCUAUACAGAAAACAUGAAUGAAAACUUGCAGGUCGCACUGCAUGAGCAUGGUUAUAAUAAUCUUAUUUUCAACAAAAACAGAGCUGAAGUUAAGCAAAAAUAGAAAUCAGAGAUAAGGAGGAUCUUUGGCUUAACUAGCUAAUGGCCCCGCAAACAGUUACGUUAAUUAAAAGAGGUAUAAGGAUAUUUUUGAUCAUAACCUCCUCCCCCGAUGCAGAGGGUAUCUGACAAUUGUUAAACUUUUGAGGACGGAAGCAUCUAGUAAUACUUAAGCAUUAUAAUACUUGAUAUACAUUAAUAGCCACACCCGCACGCACGUAUAUCGUCUGUCCGUCUGUUUAAACGCAUCGCACUCCAACAGUUAAGUGUGAGAAAAUACUUGGAAACACAAGAAAUAAACUUAAUGAUACGUGAAACAAUAUUUUUAACAAUAGAGAAGAGCACUUCAAAUUGUGGCCUAAUAA
This is a messenger RNA of Drosophila willistoni, 2023 nucleotides long. It is a transcript of the gene Jasper, whose product is annotated as PC4 and SFRS1-interacting protein. Gene Ontology annotation, cellular component: nucleus. Gene Ontology annotation, biological process: regulation of transcription by RNA polymerase II. The transcript has 2 exons. Bases 112 to 1662 code for a protein of 516 amino acids. Gene Ontology annotation, molecular function: transcription coregulator activity; double-stranded DNA binding. Lineage: Eukaryota; Metazoa; Arthropoda; Insecta; Diptera; Drosophilidae. The record is from RefSeq and is a predicted model, not a curated record.